GGUUGACACGUGCGCGCAGAACUAUGCAAACCAUGUUGUUCCAGAACGAUGCUGUCGGUACGAUGUCGUUUAUCACAUCUUGCCAUGAGAUUUUGUUCCACAAAAAUACCACCAGAACAACGGAUGACAAAGCUGUUAAAGGACAAGAUCAGUGGAACCAGUCAAGUCGAGGUGCACGACGUGUCUGGUGGAUGCGGUUCAAUGUACACAGUAUUUGUAGAAUCUAGUGCUUUCAAAGGUCUGUCCAGAGUUGCUCAACAUAAAAUGAUAACAGGUAUACUCAAGGAAGAAAUCAAAGAUAUGCACGGGCUUUCGAUAACUACCAAGGUGCCGAAGUGACAAAAUUCUGAAUCUUAGUUGAUAGGUAAUGAAAAGAACAACUCGUCUUAGCUGCAUAGCAAGUUCGUUUUAUGUAUAUGUGAAGAGAAGUUCUUCAAAGUCAGCAGUUUGUAUUUUUUACAUUUUAUAGCCAGUUUUCUAGAUGUUGAUUGAGUGAUAGGACGAAUUAAGCACUUGGUUGCUUGCCAUCACAAAUAACAAUUUUGU
Cylicocyclus nassatus is the source of this 546-nucleotide messenger RNA. The record is from the annotation of a GenBank genome assembly. Lineage: Eukaryota; Metazoa; Nematoda; Chromadorea; Rhabditida; Strongylidae.